CCUCACACAUCACGCAUCGUCAACGUGGAGAUUGCAUUUCAUUGAACGGCAGUCUUGGAGCUAGCUAGCCUUCAGGUGUUCUCAAUUCUGUUGUGUCUUUGUACCGCCUGGUCUUCCUCCUGGGCAAGUGCAGCCCUUGUUCGAUCCCAUCCGGUAGCCAUGGUUCGGUUCGGUAUGGUGUCAGCUUCACCUGGCGAGUUGCGCCUCUACUUCCUGUGCCUCUACUUUGGCAUCGGUGCUUCAGUCUGGGGAUACAACAUUGGGGUCAUGUCCUCAGUUCUUUUCAACGUUGGUUUCGACGAUGCCACAGGCCACCUGUCUAUGGGCAUGAAGGGCAUCAUCAUCAGCGUCUACUACAUCGGAACAUUCUUCAGUUAUCUUCUCCUUUCUCACCCUAUCAGCGACUGGCUUGGGCGUCGGUACGCAGCCCUGUGUGGGACCGUCGUUGUGUGUCUAGGAGCCAUCUUGCAAGCCGUCAGCAAUGGCGCCACCGGAGUUGGUACCAUGGUCGCCGGUAGAGUCAUCAGUGGCCUCGGCGUGGCCAUCGUCUCGACUUCGGUGCCUCUUUACCAGGCUGAGAUCUCGCCGGCACAGAAACGCGGCCAUUUCGUGACAGUGAACCACGUUGGAUUCAUCGCUGGUAUCGCUACGGGUCUUUGGGUUGGUUUCUUCAUGAGAUUCUGGCGAUCAAGUGCAGGAUAUUUCUGGGGUUGGCGACUGUCUAUCUUGCUCGAGAUAGUUCCGGCCCUCGUUUUUGGACUCGGGUUGCCAUGGAUCCCCGAAACACCGCGAUGGCUUGUUGAGCAUGGCCGAAAAGACCAAGCGCGUUCGACACUUCGUUGGCUUCGUGAGGGUAGUUUCGAAGACGAUCAGAUCGAACAAGAAUUCGCCGGAAUUGCCCAUGAUGUCAACGAGUAUCACCUGUCCGGGACCAACUGGCUUUCCUUGUUCAGAGAGAAAGCUUUGUUUGCCCGUCUGUGGCGCGCGACCUUGCUACAGUUCAUGGCCCAGAUCUGCGGUGCAUCCGGCAUAAAAUACUACCUUCCGUUUCUAUUGGAACGUCUUGGGCUGGAUAUGAGGGUUGCUUUGAUGGCGAGCGCCAUUGAGAUGACGAUCAAAAUUUUCUUCACCGUUCUCGAGAUGUUCAUCAUUGAUCGAUUUGGACGAAAAAAUUGUCUCGCUGCUGGCUGUGUGGUCAUGGCUUUCUCACUAUUGAUCAACGGAGCUGUGCCUCUUGCGUAUGGGCACGAACUCAGUGAUGCUGCCAGUGUGGUUUGCAUUGUCUUCAUUUUCGUUUACGCCAUGGGCUUCUCCAUAGGUUUUGGGCCGGCUGCUUGGGUGUACAACACAGAGAUUUUCCCCACGGCGGUACGAGCUCGCGGACUCAACUUUGCUUCGGUGGGCGGCUCUAUUGGGGCCGGUAUCGUCAGCAUGAUCUGGAGUUAUGGUAUGGACGUUUUGGGCAGCAACUCGUACUUUGUUUUUAUGGUCAUAAAUCUCAUCUGCAUCCCGACUAUCUACACUUUUCUUCCGGAAACCAAGGGACGCGAGCUUGAGAACAUGGACGCACUCUUUGGUGCCGUCGAUAAGCCAAGGACUAACGGCGAAGACGCCUCUGCACAUCUCCUGCGGGACGACGCUCCCUACAGGGAUUCCGAGGAUUCGGCACCUGAUACGACGAGAGAUGAGGACCGUGAGCUAAGUCUCGUCCAGUAAAAUUCUCUGGUCUCUCUCAAGUAUCGAAACGAUUUGCUUUGAAGAGGGAAGAAUGGGGUGCUCCAUGGUUUGGACACCCUGGCACUGGUUGCUCUGGGGGUUAUUGUAAUUGGCAUAUUAGCCUACAACGCCUGCGGAACGUGGGAAUCAUUCGCUGAGUGAUGCACUUUCCGCAAGCUAGGCAUCUAGCCUGUUCAUCUUUGAUACAAGUUAGAGGACCGCGUGGUUGCGAACAGUUCAAUCUGGUACUGGUUGGGACCGUUGGGUCGAUAGACUUAGCUUUGGCCAGAAUCUUCGGGUGGCCGCCCUACGCAUAAUUGAAUUAUGGCGUUGAGGUCUCUGAUGAGGAAAUCACAAAGGCAUUUGUUGCGACAGCUUGAGCUUCACCCAGGUACGCGUAGAUGGUGCUGUUAUGAUAAGAUGAGGGUUGGUAUGUAUAGUAACCUAAACGCC
This is a messenger RNA of Colletotrichum destructivum, 2169 nucleotides long. Its product is annotated as Putative major facilitator, sugar transporter, major facilitator superfamily. The record is from RefSeq and is a predicted model, not a curated record. Lineage: Eukaryota; Fungi; Ascomycota; Sordariomycetes; Glomerellales; Glomerellaceae. The transcript is spliced from 9 exons. Gene Ontology annotation, biological process: transmembrane transport; carbohydrate transport. Gene Ontology annotation, cellular component: membrane. The coding region runs from base 160 to 1716 and encodes 518 amino acids. Gene Ontology annotation, molecular function: carbohydrate:proton symporter activity.